Molecule: messenger RNA, 974 nt
Organism: Pteropus alecto (black flying fox)
Lineage: Eukaryota; Metazoa; Chordata; Mammalia; Chiroptera; Pteropodidae
Product: olfactory receptor 9G4
Exons: 1
Coding region: 36-974 (312 amino acids)
Biological process (GO): sensory perception of smell; G protein-coupled receptor signaling pathway
Cellular component (GO): membrane
Molecular function (GO): odorant binding; G protein-coupled receptor activity; olfactory receptor activity
Source: RefSeq, a predicted model, not a curated record
CCUCAAAAUCCUUAUCAGGUUUCUUCUCUGCAGACAUGGAAGUGAGAAAUCGUAGCAUCCUGACUGAGUUCAUUUUGGUGGGCUUCUCAGCGGAACCUCAGUGGCAGCUGAUUCUAUUUGUAAUAUUUCUGACACUCUAUUUGAUGACCUUGUCAGGGAACAUGACCCUGGUUAUCUUAAUUCGUAUUGACUCCCACCUGCACACACCUAUGUAUUUUUUCAUUGGCAAUCUGUCUUUUUUGGAUUUUUGGUACACCUCUGUUUAUACUCCCAAAAUCCUGGCCAACUGUGUCUCAAAAGAUAAGCGCAUUUCUUUGGCUGAAUGUGGAGCCCAGUUGUUUUUUUCCUGUGUUGUAGCCUACACUGAGUGCUACCUCCUUGCAGCCAUGGCAUAUGACCGCCACGUGGCAAUCUGCAAUCCAUUACGUUAUUCAGGAGCUAUGUCCAGCUCUCUGUGUUCCGGUCUCGUUGCUGGCUCUUACAUAGGAGGGUUCUUGAAUGCCAUAGCCCAUACUGCCAACACUUUCCGUCUGAGUUUCUGUGGUAAAAAUAUCAUUGACCACUUUUUCUGUGAUGCACCACCAUUGGUAAAAAUGUCUUGUACAGACACCCGGGUCUACGAAAAAGUCCUCCUGGGUGUAGUGGGCUUCACGGUCCUCUCCAGCAUUCUUGCCAUCCUGAUUUCCUAUUUCAACAUCCUUGUGGCUAUUCUGAGGAUCCGCUCGGCCUCAGGAAGGCGCAAAGCCUUCUCCACCUGUGCUUCACACCUUAUCUCGGUCAUGCUCUUCUAUGGAUCCUUGCUCUUCAUGUAUUCAAGACCAAGUUCCACUUACUCCCUGGAGAGGGACAAAGUGGCUGCCUUGUUCUACACCGUGGUCAACCCACUGCUCAAUCCUCUCAUCUAUAGCCUGAGAAACAAAGACAUCAAAGAGGCCUUCUGGAAAGCUAUGCAGUCUCUAAGGCCACAGAGAUAA